GGAGCUGAUAAUUAUUGUAAGGUAGUAACCGCCUACUGUCUGAGUGAUCUUGCCAGCAAACGUGCCAUGGCAAUUUGGGCACUUAUUCUCUUUCUUUGUGCAUUUCAACACAUCCAGGAAGUCCUGGGAGACUUUGGUCUUCAAUUCCAGUUUUAUCGAUACAGCAACCCUAGCGACCGUAAUUUUAAUGGGAACUGCUGUGAUUUUUGGUGUGAUUCUUGUGAUACUCUCUUUAAAUCACUUUGUCUCAGAAAUGGAGGGACUUCUCAUUCGGAAACUGGUCAUUGUAUACAAUCUACAGUGGCCAACCCUGGCCGUAUUGGUGGCAGCAGUACUAGUGUAAACUUUCGUGGCAGGAUUGGAAGUACUCCUAAUCCCUUUGACUAUACUAGAUCUGGAAGUAUCCCACAAGCUGGGUUUCAGCUAUACUUGGAAGUUUGGGAUGAUGAUACAUUCAGCAGUGAUGAUUUAAUAGACAGAAUAGUCCUUGAUGUGCCUAUUCAUCCUUUAUCAGGAGUAUCACGGACUGUGUCUGGUGUAUUCAACAGGGUUUCACUUGUAUUGAGUUAUACUCUGUCAUGCAGGCUCAAUUAUUAUGGAUCUGACUGUUCAGUCCUCUGUAUACCUUAUAAUGAUGACACUAAUGGACACUACACUUGCAAUAGCACUACUGGAGCAAGGAUAUGUAGGGACGGCUGGCAGAAUGUUGAUAAUUAUUGUAAAGAUGUUGCUUGUCACUUAGUCUGUCAAUCACCAGGUGGUGAGUGUACGCCUAAUGGGGUCUGUACUUGUAGUCCUGGUUGGUCGGGAAACCAAUGUGAGGUACCACAGUGUAUUGAAGGGUGUGAUCCUCCAGGAGGAUAUUGUAUUGAACCAUAUCAAUGCUCGUGUCAUAAUAAUUGGAAUGGAAGUCUCUGCAAUGAGUCGUCUUGUACUGUUAACUGUAGUUCAAUGGGAGGACAAUGCCUGGUACCUGAUGAGUGUACAUGUUUAGCUGGUUAUACAGGACCUGCAUGUGAAAUAGAUUUACUACCUUGUGAUCAUCAAAUGCCUUGCCUUAAGGAAGGCAAUUGCUCUCAUGUUGGAUCUGAUGGUGCAUACGUUUGCUCCUGUCCGGUUGGUUACACAGGAACCAACUGUGAAGUUGAUAUUGAUGAGUGUGGUCCUGAACCUUGUUAUAACAAUGGAACGUGUAUUGAGGGAGAGCCAGGCAGUUUCAAUUGCAUUUGUCCCAUUGGAUGGACAGGUGAUUCCUGUGAAGAUGAAAUCGACUAUUGUGAAUCCAAUCCUUGUAUUAACAAUGGCACAUGUAGCAGCCUAGCAACAGGCCACUAUUGCAACUGUACAACUGAGUAUGAAGGAUUAAACUGUGAAUUGCUUGUCAAUGCUUGUAUGCCAAAUCCUUGCGAGAACAAUGGCACAUGCAUCAAUCGCAUUACCAGCUAUUCCUGUGAAUGCAGUGAAGGUUUCACUGGCUAUAAUUGUGAAAAUGAAACUGUGAUAAUUAUUGAGAUGAGUAGCAGUACCACAAGUGAAAAUGCCACCAUGACAGAGACAAUUAGCACAUAUGGAUCUGCAACUAUAUCUUCAUACAAUACAACAGUUAUGACAGUAUCAACUGUUCCUCCUACCAGCCGGCCAACUCCAAUAGCUGCAUCCUCUUCCAUUCCAGUUGGUCCAAUUGCUGGAGGCUCCAUAGUUCUGUUUAUUGUUAUUCUUCUUGUGCUUAUUUUUGGAACAACAGUACUUUGCUAUUUCAAAAAAAGGAAGAGUAUCAAAGUUAAUAAAAGAGGACAAGAUCACAAUGAGUAUUGUAAAAUUGGCAUCAAUGGAGAUUCCACUCUUACUCCGUUAGCAAAUCCAAAUUAUGAUGGCAUUCAAGAUUUUAUGGAAACGAGCCAAUCUGAUCCUGUAAACAAUGCAGUGUUAUACGAUUACGUGGUUUCAGGUGAUCAGAAAGAUGCACUUUCUCUUAGUGUAGGAGACAGUAGCUCUGAUCCUGUUUACGGUGAGAUAUCAGACUCAGAUCCAGCUGCAUACAAGAGCGUUCCAAAUCCUGUAUAUGGUGAUACAGAUCAACUGAUGUAUAAAACUGUUUCUAAUCCUGUCUAUGGUGAUACAUCAGGCUCAGUGACAUACAAGAGUGUCCCUAAUCCUGUAUAUGGUGAUACAGAGCAGCCACUGUAUAACAGCAUCUCUGGUCCUGUUUAUGCUGAAGCACCCGAUCAACCAAAAUACAAGAGUGUCCCUAAUCCUGUGUAUGGUGAAACAGAUCAACCGGCUUAUAAAAGUGUUCCUAAUCCUUUAUAUGGUGAUACAAAUCAACCAGCAUACAAGAGUGUCCCUAAUCCUGUGUAUGGUGAUGCAUCCUUACAUGAUAGCCCUGAUGAUAAAGUGUCUGGUAGUAAACAAUGUGUCACUUAUGAUUACAUUGAGCAAAGGCUAUCAGGAAAAGAUAUUGAUCCUAUCACAUAUGACUAUGUUCAGAAUAAGUGACAAUAUGAUGCUUUCUAUGUUUAUAGUACACCUUGCUUUGUGAUAACUAUAUUUCCACAUGUUAAUUAAAAUCAAUAGGUUUUUUAUUCUUCUAUACCCUUUUGUCUUGAUACUUGCUUGUCUUGACCCAUGUAUAUUGAAUAAUCAUGUUUAUAUCUUUUUAAA
Messenger RNA from Amphimedon queenslandica, 2661 nucleotides. RefSeq names its product neurogenic locus protein delta-like. Gene Ontology annotation, cellular component: protein-containing complex; plasma membrane. Gene Ontology annotation, molecular function: calcium ion binding. Bases 67 to 2496 code for a protein of 809 amino acids. The record is from RefSeq and is a predicted model, not a curated record. The transcript has 10 exons. Lineage: Eukaryota; Metazoa; Porifera; Demospongiae; Haplosclerida; Niphatidae. Gene Ontology annotation, biological process: cell communication; establishment or maintenance of epithelial cell apical/basal polarity; heterophilic cell-cell adhesion.